AUGAGCCAGCCAAAGCCAACGGUCCUGUACGUCGGCAACCCGAUCCGCGGCCUCCCGCAGCGCUGGGACGAGCUGUCCGCGCGCUUCAACGUCCUCCACUACCGCUCGCUGCCGCUGCCCGAGCUGAUCCAUGAACUGAGCACGCCCGAGGGCAAAUACAGCAGCAUCGACGCCAUCUUCAGGCCCAACAACACGCUCACGGACAACCUCCCGCCGCUAGACGACCGCCUGAUCCCUCACCUGCCUCGUUCACUCAAGCUGAUCGCAUCCGUCAACCACGGCUACGACAGAGAAGACACCUCUGCCCUCGCCGCACGCAAGAUAUGGUACUGCAACGGAGCCGGCGCAGCAAACGACUCAACGGCCGACCUGGCCCUGUUCCUAAUCAUAGCCUGCUUCCGCCAUACUACCGUCUGCGAGCGCACGGUACAUACUCUACGGCGCGGGAACUUCUACGACAUCGAGGAGCAGGUAGGGAAUGUAGCGCAGAACCCGCGCGGAAAAGUGCUGGGUAUCGUGGGGCUAGGGGAGAUUGGAGCGGCUGCUGCGACCCGGGCGAUGGCGCUGGGCAUGAAGAUACAUUACUUUGGUCGGCGGCGGAAGAGUGAGGAUGUCGAGCGGGCGUUGGGCGGUGCGGUGUAUCAUGGGGAGCUUGCGAGUUUGCUGGGCGAGGCGGACUGUGUGCUGCUGGCGUGUCCGCAUAGCGAGGAGACGCAUCACUUGCUGAAUGCGAGGACGUUUGGGAUGAUGAAACGGGGAGCGAGGGUGGUGAAUGUUGGACGGGGCAAAUGUGUGGAUGAAGAGGCGCUGGCGGAUGCGAUUGAGGCGGGCAUCGUGAGUGCAGCUGGCCUGGAUGUGUAUGAAGAGGAGCCGAAGAUCAACGAGCGGCUGCUGGAUAGCUGGAGGGUCACUUUGACGCCGCAUAUUGGAGGAGCCACGAUUGAUACUCAAGCAAACUUUGAGAAGAUCGCGAUGGACAACCUGGAGGCCUUUUUCUUUGGUGACGGCAAGCCUGUGACUCCAGUGAACAGAGUGGAACAAGCUGGAGUACUUACUGGGAGAUAUUGA
Messenger RNA from Nannizzia gypsea CBS 118893, 1068 nucleotides. Its product is annotated as D-3-phosphoglycerate dehydrogenase 2. The record is from RefSeq and is a predicted model, not a curated record. Gene Ontology annotation, cellular component: cytosol. Lineage: Eukaryota; Fungi; Ascomycota; Eurotiomycetes; Onygenales; Arthrodermataceae. Bases 1 to 1068 code for a protein of 355 amino acids. The transcript is spliced from 3 exons. Gene Ontology annotation, molecular function: NAD binding; glyoxylate reductase (NADPH) activity; hydroxypyruvate reductase [NAD(P)H] activity.